This is a messenger RNA of Impatiens glandulifera, 444 nucleotides long. RefSeq lists its product as uncharacterized. Bases 1 to 444 code for a protein of 147 amino acids. Lineage: Eukaryota; Viridiplantae; Streptophyta; Magnoliopsida; Ericales; Balsaminaceae. The record is from RefSeq and is a predicted model, not a curated record. The transcript has a single exon.
AUGGCAAGUUGCAAGAAGCAUCCCAAGCACAAACAAUCCCCCGGAGUAUGCUCCAUUUGUUUGAACGAUAAGCUUUCCAAGAUAUCGUCAACAUCAUCUUUGCGAAAAUAUAAUACGCGUUCUUCGUGUUCUUCUUCUUUGUCGUCAAUUUCUUCAAUUUCAUCCGACGCAUCUCCGGUUCCAUAUCAACAUUAUAACGAUGGUCGGUUUUCUUUGGGCGGGAAAAGUGCGGUGAUGCUCAUGAAGAGCACGUCCAUGGCUUUUGAGUUUGAUCAUAGAAAAAGAGAUAUUGGAUCGGAUCAUGGGUUAAUGAAGAAGGACAAGAAGAAAACCGGGUUUUGGUCUAAGUUACUUCGAGCUAGGACUAGUAAGAGUAUCGACCAUGGCUUGGUUCGUUCUAGGACCACGAGAGAAAGAGUAAAUGCGUCGACUAGGGUUCAUUAA